Molecule: messenger RNA, 4238 nt
Organism: Pseudopodoces humilis (Tibetan ground-tit)
Lineage: Eukaryota; Metazoa; Chordata; Aves; Passeriformes; Paridae
Gene: ADCY9
Product: adenylate cyclase 9
Biological process (GO): cyclic nucleotide biosynthetic process; adenylate cyclase-activating G protein-coupled receptor signaling pathway; intracellular signal transduction
Cellular component (GO): plasma membrane
Molecular function (GO): adenylate cyclase activity
Source: RefSeq, a predicted model, not a curated record
GCCGCGGCGCUGCCCGGCCGCCCCUACGCGGCGGGGACCGGAGGAGACUAGAGGCGACUCUGCGAGGAGCCCGGUAGCUUCAGCAACCCCAGAGACCCAAGUCCGGCGCGGGCUCUUGAGGAGGAAUUGACAACAUGGCUUCCCCACCGCACCAGCAGCUGCUGCAUCACCACAGCACCGAGGUGAGCUGCGACUCCAGCGGGGACAGCAACAGCGUGACGGUGAAAAUCAACCCCAAGCAGCACCAGGGCUGCACCUCUUCCAAGCACUGCAAGUACAGCAUCUCCUCCAGCUGCAGUUCGGGAGAGUCGGGGGGCACCCGCCGAGCCGGCGGAGCGGGCGGUAGUGGCUCCGGCCUCCGCCGGCAGAAGAAGCUGCCGCAGCUCUUCGAGAGGGCCUCUUCCAAGUGGUGGAACCCCAAGUUCGACUCCAACAACCUGGAGGAGGCUUGCAUGGAGAGAUGCUUCCCGCAGACCCAGCGCAGGUUUCGCUAUGCCCUCUUCUACAUCGGCGUGGCCUGUCUGCUCUGGGGCAUCUACUUCGGCAUACACAUGAGAGAGAAACAAAUUGUUUUCAUGGUGCCGGCUCUGUGCUUCCUCCUGGUAUGUGUAGCUUUUUUUGUGUUCACUUUCACUAAGACUUAUGCCCGCCAUUAUGUAUGGACUUCGCUGAUCCUCACCCUCCUGGUGUUUGCUCUGACCCUCGCUCCGCAGUUCCAGGCUCUGAAGCCUGUCUCAGGAAGUGGUGACAUGUCCAACCGGACUCCCCCGGCAGAUCCCACAGACACUUGUCUUUCUCAAGUGGGCAGUUUUUCUAUGUGUAUUGAAGUGCUCUUGUUGCUUUACACAGUGAUGCACUUACCCCUGUAUUUAAGCUUGUUUCUGGGGCUGUCGUACUCGGUCCUCUUUGAGACCUUUGGUUAUCACUUCCGUGAUGAGAACUGUUUCACACCUCUGGGAGCUGGUGCGGUUUACUGGGAGCUGUUGAGUAAAGCCUUCCUGCACAUCUGCAUCCAUGCCAUUGGUAUUCAUUUAUUUAUCAUGUCCGAAGUCAGAUCAAGAAGCACAUUCCUGAAAGUGGGGCAAUCCAUCAUGCACGGAAAAGACCUGGAAGUGGAAAAAGCCCUGAAAGAGAGGAUGAUUCAUUCUGUUAUGCCAAGAAUAAUAGCUGAUGACUUAAUGAAGCAAGGGGAUGAUGAAAGUGAAAACUCCAUCAAACGUCAUUCCACCUCGAGCCCCAAAAACAGGAAGAAGAAGCCUUCCAUACAGAAAACCCCCAUAAUAUUCCGUCCUUUUAAAAUGCAGCAGAUAGAGCAAGUGAGCAUUUUGUUUGCAGAUAUUGUUGGCUUCACGAAAAUGAGUGCCAACAAAUCAGCCCACGCCCUGGUGGGACUCCUGAACGACCUCUUUGGACGCUUUGACCGUCUGUGUGAGGACACUAAAUGUGAGAAGAUCAGCACUUUGGGAGACUGUUACUACUGCGUGGCUGGCUGCCCUGAGCCCCGGGCAGAUCAUGCCUACUGCUGCAUCGAGAUGGGCUUGGGGAUGAUCAAAGCCAUCGAGCAGUUCUGCCAGGAAAAGAAAGAAAUGGUGAACAUGAGAGUUGGUGUUCACACCGGGACAGUCCUGUGUGGCAUUUUGGGAAUGAGAAGGUUCAAGUUUGAUGUGUGGUCCAAUGAUGUCAAUUUGGCCAAUCUGAUGGAGCAGCUCGGGGUGGCUGGGAAGGUCCAUAUUUCGGAAGCUACUGCCAAAUAUUUGGAUGAUCGUUAUGAAAUGGAGGAUGGAAAGGUGAUUGAGCGCGUCGGUCAGAGCGUGGUAGCCGACCAGUUAAAAGGUUUAAAGACCUAUCUGAUCUCAGGUCAGAAGGUGAAGGAGCCCCACUGCAGCUGUUCUCAAGCGUUGCUUCCUGGCUUGGAGUCCUCAGACGGAGCCAGAACACCGGGAACGUCGUCAGCCGAGAACUCCAGCGACCCAACCAAGACAACCAAACAGGUGGAAAAGCCCAAGCCUUGCCCUUCAUGUAGUACCACCCUUGCUCCCCACUGCGAUGUCAGCAUAGAUGAAGGAGCUAUCCAAAAUGGUUGUCAGGAUGAGCAUAAAAACAGUAUGAAGGCUCCAGGAGGACACAGUCCAAAGACUCAGAAUGGACUUCUGAGUCCUCCCCAGGAGGAGAAGCUCAGCAACAGCCAAACCUCGCUGUAUGAAAUGCUGCAGGAGAAGGGGCGCUGGGGCGGAGUGAGCCUGGAUCAGUCAGCUCUGCUCCCUCUGAGGUUCAAAAACAUCAGAGAAAAGACAGAUGCCCACUUUGUGGAUGUGAUUAAAGAAGACAGCCUCAUGAAAGAUUACUUCUUUAAACCACCUAUUAACAAGUUGAGCCUCAACUUUUUGGACCAGGAUUUGGAGAUGGCCUACAGGACAAGCUACCAGGAAGAGGUUAUAAGGAAUGCUCCAGUGAAGACAUUUGCCAGUGCUACCUUCAGCUCACUCCUGGACGUGUUCCUGUCCACCACAGUCUUCCUCAUCCUCUCCAUCACCUGUUUCCUGAAGCACGGAAUGGUCGCGUCCCCUCCGCCACCUGCGGCCGUCGUGGUGUUUGUCAUCGCCAUCCUGCUGGAAGUGCUGUCCCUUGUCAUCUCCAUCAGGAUGGCGUUCUUCCUGGAGGAGGUGAUGACUUGCACCAAGCGUCUCCUGGAGGUGAUAUCUGGCUGGCUGCCUCGACACUUCUUCGGUGCAAUCCUGGUUUCUCUCCCAGCUCUUGCAGUUUUUUCACACUUCACCUCUGAUUUUGAAACAAAUAUACAUUACACCAUGUUCAUGUGUUGUGCCAUUCUCAUCACCAUUGUGCAGUACUGUAACUUCUGCCAGCUCAGCUCCUGGAUGAGAUCCCUGCUGGCAACCGUGGUGGGAGCAGUGCUGCUCAUCCUGCUCUACGUCUCCUUGUGCCCCACCAGCUCCAUGGAAGCUCCUCAUCUAGAUUUGGCACAGAACUUUAGCUCCAGAAAGAGCCCGUGCAACAGCUCGGUGCCGAGCGACGCGAAGCGUCCGGCGGAGCUGAUCGGCCAGGAGGUGGUUCUGGUGUCCUUCCUGCUGCUCCUGCUCGUCUGGUUCCUGAACCGCGAGUUCGAGGUCAGUUACCGGCUGCACUACCACGGGGACGUGGAGGCCGACCUGCACCGCACCAAGAUCCAGAGCAUGAGGGAUCAGGCUGACUGGCUGCUGAGGAAUAUCAUCCCCUACCACGUGGCCGAGCAGCUGAAGGUGUCCCAGAGCUAUUCCAAAAACCACGACAGCGGCGGGGUGAUCUUUGCCAGCAUCGUGAACUUCAGCGAGUUCUACGAGGAGAACUACGAGGGUGGCAAGGAGUGUUACCGAGUCCUGAACGAGCUCAUCGGGGACUUUGACGAGCUGCUGAGCAAACCCCACUACAGCAGCAUCGAGAAGAUCAAAACCAUCGGGGCCACCUACAUGGCGGCGUCGGGGCUGAACACCUCGCAGUGCCAGGACAGCAGCCAUCCCCACGGGCACCUGCAGACCCUUUUUGAAUUUGCCAAAGAAAUGAUGCGGGUGGUGGAUGACUUCAACAACAACAUGCUGUGGUUUAACUUUAAACUCCGGAUCGGCUUUAACCACGGCCCCCUCACGGCCGGGGUCAUCGGCACCACCAAGCUGUUGUAUGACAUUUGGGGGGACACUGUGAACAUCGCGAGCAGGAUGGACACCACCGGCGUCGAGUGCCGCAUCCAGGUGAGUGAGGAGAGCUACCGCAUCCUCAACAAGAUGGGGUAUGACUUUGACUACAGGGGGACGGUCAAUGUGAAGGGGAAGGGUCAGAUGAAGACCUACCUUUACCCCAAGUGCAUGGACAACGGGAUCGUGCCGCAUCACCAGUUGUCCAUAUCUCCAGACAUUCGGGUUCAAGUGGAUGGCAGCAUUGGGCGGUCUCCGACGGAUGAGAUUGCCAACCUGGUGCCUUCUGUACAGAAUUCUGAUAAGAUUGCCCAUGGCACAGAUAACUCAGAGGCCAAGGACAUCCUUCCUUCCGCCAAGAAGCUCCAGAAAGACGCGGCGAAGGCAGAGGAGAGGUGCAGGUUUGGCAAAGCCGUGGAGAAGGAUGACUGUGAGGAAGCAGGGACUGAGGAGGUCAAUGAACUGACAAAGCUAAAUAUCUCUAAGAGUGUAUGAUGAACUGUCAGAGUUGCAUGAAGUGCUCUGUCCAUAGAAACACACAGACUUUUGCAA